Molecule: messenger RNA, 1170 nt
Organism: Aspergillus fumigatus Af293
Lineage: Eukaryota; Fungi; Ascomycota; Eurotiomycetes; Eurotiales; Aspergillaceae
Gene: pex19
Product: putative peroxisomal membrane protein receptor Pex19
Biological process (GO): protein import into peroxisome membrane
Cellular component (GO): peroxisome; peroxisomal membrane
Source: RefSeq, a predicted model, not a curated record
AUGGACUCCUCAUCACCGAAUACCAGUGCAGGCGUCACUAAGCAACAACAUGAGGAGAGCCCAGCCGCCCCCGCAGCGAUCUCUCCCGACCAACCGACCCGAGCUCCUACAACCAGCGCAAGCUCGCCUGGGGUUGAGAAACCCACGGCGACAGCGACGGAGGCACCAAAAGAAGCCGUUUCCUCAAAAGCAAUCGCGGAAGAUGCCGACGAGGACGAAGAUUCGGAGUUUGACGAUUUAGACGACGUCCUGGAUAACUUCUCCAAACCCACACCCCAGCCAAGCACAAGCGCACCCCCACCUGCAACCGCACCAGCCUCCGCGACUGAAGACUUCGACGAAGACGCCUUCAUGCGCCAGCUCGAACAGGACAUGGCGAAGAUGAUGAACCACGCCGCGCAGGAGUCUGGAGCGCCAGAUCACAAGGAGUUCGAGAAUGCGAUCAACCAGGGGGCCGACGCGUUCACGAAGCAGCUUGAGGAGAGCGGGAUUCCGCCUGGUGACUUUUUGAAGCAGCUGCUGGCGGAUGUCAUGGCGGAAGAAGGAGAGAGCGCUGGCGCUGCUGCCGGUGCAGGCGCACGCGUGGGCCCGAGUGCCGGUGGAUCGUCCGGGUCUGCGACUGGUGCUGAGAAAGCGACUGCGCCAGAGUCCUUCAAUGAUGCCAUUCAGCGGACGAUUAAUCGGAUGAAGGAGUCUGGUGAUAAGGCUACGGCGGCGGCAACGGAGGACGGGGGGAUCUCGGAGGACAUGCUGAUGCAGCUGCUCAAGGGGUUGGAGGCGGGGGUCGGGAACGGGGGCGAUGAUCUCGAUCUCACGCAGAUGAUUGCCGGUGUGAUGGAGCAGUUUUCCAAUAAAGAGAUGCUGUAUGAGCCGAUGAAGGAGUUGGAUGCGAAGUGGGGCCCCUGGUUGAAAGAGAAUAAGGGCAAGGUUCCUGCGGAGGAUAUGAAGAGGUACGAAAAGCAGGCUAAGCUCGUGACUGAGAUUGUGGCCAAGUUCGAGGAGGAAGAGUAUACAGAUGAAGAUCCGAAGUAUCGGCAGGCUGUGUGGGAGAAAAUGCAAGAGAUGCAAGCGCUGGGUAGUCCCCCGGAAGAACUUGUCGCGAAUCCCUGGCCGGAGGAUAUGGCAGGCGACGGGUCUGGGGCAUCUUUACCUGACUGUCCCCAGCAGUAA